AUGCAAACGAAGAACAUCUGGAAUGAAGUAAGCAGAACGGUUCGACGCGGCGCGGGAAGUACGCCACAGCCCUUGAAAGGAAUUGGUCAAAGAGACAAUCGCUACGUGUGGUUGGCCCUACGAAACGGGAGCUGGCUGAUAGCAAGGCUACGACUACUGGAUGGAAGACAAAGCACCGUGUACGAAAUUCUGCAGGAGACCGGCAGCGGGAAC
This is a messenger RNA of Mesorhabditis spiculigera, 213 nucleotides long. The record is from the annotation of a GenBank genome assembly. Lineage: Eukaryota; Metazoa; Nematoda; Chromadorea; Rhabditida; Rhabditidae.